This is a messenger RNA of Nicrophorus vespilloides, 705 nucleotides long. RefSeq lists its product as uncharacterized. The transcript is spliced from 2 exons. The annotation marks the transcript as partial. NCBI's taxonomy places the organism in Eukaryota, Metazoa, Arthropoda, Insecta, Coleoptera, Silphidae. The record is from RefSeq and is a predicted model, not a curated record.
AGAGUUACCCGAACCGGAGGAGAAUGCCGAUUGCAGCGUCGAAUCUGGUGCAAGUGGAGGUCAAAAGAAUUUGUCUGAUAGGAUUGGUUGUUUGGAGGCGAAGCAGAAACUCUCCGAGGCCGCUCCGUGCGUCCAAUCGAGCGUCAGCGUGCGAAGCGUCAAGUCGGACGUGGACGAAAAGUACCCGGAGAAUUGGUCGCGCGAUUCCCUCAUCGAUCUGAACACCGUCGUCAAUUUACCUCCGGUUCCCGAAGACAUCUUCACUUGCUUCUCCAAUAAACCGACGAGGACGUCGAGUUUGUCCAGUCUGAAGGGAAUGCGCAAGGUGAAGCUGUUUCUGCAGAGGGCCGCAAACAAUUCCGAUGAUGAGGACAGCUCGGACUUUGAUGAGCACGAUCCGGUGGGCGACGGCGAGGAUAAGUGCACCAAUUCAACGAAGAAACUUCUUCUGGGCAACAUCAAAGAGGAGACGCAACAGGAUUGAGGCUAUUUUUAGAUCGAAGACAGCUAAAUUGAUAAGGGGUUGUUGGCAGAAGUGGUUGAAAGAAAUUGGACAUGGAUGAUGAAUGUAAUUUUCGUCCGUCGGGAUUUCUCUCUUUCUCCUUUCGUUUUCAUGGAUCAAUAGAUUAUUUUCCAGACAUUCACACCCUCCUCUUUUCAUGGAAACUCAACUUUUGUGGACAAAGAACUUCCUAAUGUCUUGUU